Messenger RNA from Botrytis cinerea B05.10, 1181 nucleotides. RefSeq names its product Bcnat3 (gene Bcnat3). The record is from RefSeq and is a predicted model, not a curated record. The transcript has a single exon. Gene Ontology annotation, molecular function: protein-N-terminal amino-acid acetyltransferase activity. Gene Ontology annotation, biological process: N-terminal peptidyl-methionine acetylation. The coding region runs from base 193 to 780 and encodes 195 amino acids. Gene Ontology annotation, cellular component: NatB complex. Lineage: Eukaryota; Fungi; Ascomycota; Leotiomycetes; Helotiales; Sclerotiniaceae.
GACGCUUGAAUCCUCCCACGACUCAUCAUACUCUCCAAAUUUCUCACAAGAUAUACCAAACCCUGAUACAUCGUACACUCUACAACACAACAGUCCUUUGGGGACAACAUCAUUGAUCAGAACCCCAAGCAGCCUAAGAAUUACCACCCUGACAUCAAUUCAAGAACCAUCAAUCCACUACCCUUCAUCAAAAUGACAACCCUCCGCCCUUUUUCCGCUCUGGAUGUCCUGAAAUUUAAUCCUACAAACCUCGACCCCUUGACUGAAACCUACGAUCUCAGUUUCUAUUUCUCCUAUCUAGCACGAUGGCCACAUCUCUUUACCGUCGCGCUCUCCCCCUCUUCUGCUAUCACCGGCUACAUAAUGGGCAAAACAGAAUCAUCUCCACAGUCCAUGCUUCUCUCACAGUCUCCGCAUUACCUGCCAUGGCACGCCCAUAUUACUGCUCUCACCGUUUCUCCCUCCGCGCGACGAUUGGGGCUUGCGAGGACUUUGUCUCAAGUCUUGGAGAAAGGAGGAGAAGAAUAUGAUGCUUGGUUUGUGGAUUUGUUUGUGAGGAAAAGUAAUAUGAUCGCGCAGGAACUUUAUAAAGGAUUGGGAUAUAGUGUUUUCAGGACGGUUAAAGGAUACUACAAUGAGUUUGUGGGGGGAGAAGAGGUGGACGAGGGAGAGGGGGAGGAUGCGUAUGAUAUGCGAAAACCAUUGAGGAGGGAUAAGAAUCUUAAACAUGUUAGAGAAAAUGGGGAGAGUUUUGAGGUUAUGCCAGAGGAUGUCUGGUGAUGAGUUAAAUGUGAAUAGGGUUCCAAUUUUGAUUCGAGGAUGAUAUGUGUGGAGUUUGAGGAUGGCGGUUGAGAUUAAUAUCUCCCGCGAGAGACCACGCCGUAUUGCUGGCUGGGGAGGAUUGAAUAUUUACCUUGGGAGAUUUUAAGGCAUACGAGAGUUAUGGCAAUGAACAUCUGGGGAUGCGGAUGGGUGACAUCUAUAUGGGAGAUAGAGCUUAUUCAAUUAUAAGGUCGCCUUUUCUUUUCCGCCCACCAUUUCGCGACAUGUUCAAACAUCCACGAAAAUGAAUUGAGUUAUCUUCAGCUUUCUAGCUUGACGUCAAACCUAGGUUUCUGUCCGAAGAAAGAUCUCGAUCACUGAUUGAUGAACUUUCUUGAAUGGCAGAUGAUCAUGAAACA